AUGCUUCUGGAGCUUCCAGGCUCUGGGCACAGAGUAGGGAAGCUCCCCUGCUUCCACCAGAAUAACCCCAUUAUUUCCCAGGAUGGAGACUUGGUGAUUGGCAUCUUUUUAUCCUUGUUCUCAAUUGAAGUGAACAGAGCAACUGGAGCAGAACUCUUUGAAAGUCCUCCUAACAAAGCUUGUAAGCCUUAUCAAUGGCUGCACAAAAAUUAUCAGCAGGCCCUAUCAGUACUGUUUGCUGUAGAGGAGAUUAACAAGGAUCCCAAACUUUUGCCCAACAUUUCCCUGGGAUUCCACCUCUACAACACCUACCACAGUGAUGAGAGAACCUUGGAGAGCUCCCUGCAUUGGCUCUCUGGAGAGGAUCAGCCCAUCCCUAACUAUAGCUGCUGGGAGCAGGACAGGUCUGUGGCUGUUAUUGGAGGGGUCACCUCAGCUCUCUCUGUCCAGAUGGGGACCCUGCUCAACCUCUACAAGUAUCCACAGAUCAGCUAUGGUCCAUUUGACUCCCUUCUUUGUGACAGGGUCAAGUUUCCUUCCCUCUAUCAGAUGGCCCCCAAGGACUCUGCUCUUCACCAAGGUGUUGUUCGCUUAAUAGUACAUUUUAAAUGGAACUGGAUAGGUAUGAUUAUCUCAGAUGAUCUGAGAGGUGAGGAAUUUCUCUGGAAAAUUAGAGGAGAAAUGGAAAAGAAUGGUGUUUGUGUGUCCUACACAGAGAAGAUCCCUGUCAGUGAGAGAAGACUAGUAGAAUCACAUGACAAUUUCAUGCCCAGAAUCAUGAUGUCAUCAACCAAUGUGAUUGUUGUCCAUGGUGACACAGAUUCAUUGAUGAUUUUGAGAUACUCACAAUCACCAGUUUUUCCUGCCCGGAGGGUAUGGAUUGGCACAUCUCACUGGGACAUUACCAUGAGGCCACUAUAUAUCCAUGGUUAUACUUUCAACGGGGCUCUCACAUUUUCUUAUUUGACAAGUGAAAUUCCUGGGUUCAAGACCUUUCUUAAGACAAUUACACCAUCUAAAUACCCAGAUGAUAUUUUGCUUAGGGGAUUCUGGCUUUCAGCUUUUAUGUGCCCAAAGCAACCAGAAAAAUCAGAGCAAGAGAUAUGCUCAGCAAAUGCAUCCUUGGAGACUUUGCCUCUGUGCUAUUUUGACAUGGCCAUGUCUGGCUUGAGUUAUACCAUCUACAAUACUGUCUAUGCUGUGGCUUGGGCUCUCCAUGAAAUAUUUAUGAGAAAAUCAGAGAAAAGAUUAAUGGAAGAUGAAGAAUAUUUAGUACUUCCUUCAUGGCAGCUUCACUCCUUCCUGAAGAACAUCCAAUUUAACAACAGUGCUGGUGAUGAGGUGUUUGUGGAUGAGAGUAGAAGCUCUGAGGCUCAAUAUGCCAUUUUUAACUAUAUGUUCUUGCCUAAUGAGACUGAUAUUCUGGUGAAAGUGGGGCAGUUUGUGCCCAAGGCUCCACUUGGUCAAGAUUUCACAAUUUGUGAGAAUUCCAUAGAGUGGGGCUGGUGGGGUUCAAAGGUUCCCCAUGGUGUAUGCAGUGAGAGUUGUCAUCCUGGGUUCAGAAAAACACUUUUGGAAGGGAAAGCUAUCUGCUGUUUUGACUGUUCCCCAUGUCCAGAUGGGGAGAUUUCCAGUCAUAUGGAUGCAGAGGAUUGCAUGAAGUGCCCAGAGAUUGAAUACCCAAAUCAGCAGAAAGAUCACUGCCUCUCCAAGAUUGUCACCUUCCUGAAUAUGAAAGAAUCUUUAGGGAUGAUGUUGACACUCGUGUCUAUCUCUUUCUCUUUCCUAACAGCCCUGGUUUUGGGGGUCUUUGUAAAGUUCCAAGACAGUCCCAUAGUCAAAGCUAAUAACAGGACUCUCAGCUAUACUCUCCUCAUCUCCCUCAUCUUCUGUUUCCUCUGCUCCCUGCUCUUCAUAGGUCAGCCUACCACUGCCACCUGUUGCCUCCAACAAACAGUAUUUGCAGUUGUCUUUACAGUGGCUGUUUCCUCCAUUCUGUCUAAAACCAUUAUAGUGCUUUUGGCUUUCAGAAGUAUAAGCCCAGGGAGCAGGAUACGCAUGUUCAUGCAUCCUAGAGUGUCUGUCUAUGUUGUCCUCAUCGGCUCAGGGUUGCAAGUGAUUUUAUGUGGCAUUUGGUUGGGAACUUCUCCCCCCUUUCCAGAGGCAGACACACAGUCUGAAUAUGGCCACAUAAUCAUUAGAUGUAAUGAAGGCUCUGCUUUUGCUUUUUACUGUGUCCUGGGCUACAUGGGCUUUCUGGCCCUGGGAAGCUUUACUGUGGCUUUCCUGGCCAGGAACCUGCCUGAUGCCUUCAAUGAAGCCAAGUUCAUCACGUUCAGCAUGCUGGUGUUUUGCAGUGUCUGGGCCACUUUUCUUCCCACAUAUCAGAGCUCCAAAGGGAAGGCCAUGGUCACUGUGGAGAUCUUCUCCAUCCUGGCCUCCAGUGCUGGGUUAUUGGGCUGCAUCUUUAUUCCUAAAUGUUAUAUGAUCCUACUGAAGUCAGACAGAAAUACCCAGGGACAGAUCAAGAAUAAACGAGAUUCCAGAGGCAAAACUUUUGCUGGAGCACAGCCUUUCACGUCUAGUACUGGCAUUUAUAAUAAACCACAUUAA
Messenger RNA from Monodelphis domestica (gray short-tailed opossum), 2613 nucleotides. RefSeq names its product vomeronasal 2 receptor 558 (gene VN2R558). Lineage: Eukaryota; Metazoa; Chordata; Mammalia; Didelphimorphia; Didelphidae. Gene Ontology annotation, biological process: G protein-coupled receptor signaling pathway. Gene Ontology annotation, cellular component: plasma membrane. Gene Ontology annotation, molecular function: G protein-coupled receptor activity. The record is from RefSeq and is marked inferred.